CAUACAAUCCACGAGGUAGGAGAAAACAACAUCGAAUUUCGGUGCCUCUUUUAACGUGCCAAAAAUCUGUGUUCUUUUUUCUCUCUUUCUUUCGACAGUCACACACACUCACUCAUUCACUCCUUUUCAUGCUUUUCUCUUCUCUCUACUCCCAUCUUUAAACCUUUUUCACACUCUUCUUCACCAAAAACGAAAACUCUUUCUAAAACAAACCCAUUUUCCCCCAAGAUAUGGGCGCUUCUGGCAACAAUUUGCUUCAAGUUGUCCUCAAAAACUUCGACGUUCUUGCUCUGCCUUUGGUGACCCUCGUUUAUCCUCUAUAUGCUUCUAUCAAGGCCAUUGAGACCAAGUCUAGUGUUGAUGACCAACAAUGGCUUACUUAUUGGGUUCUCUACUCUUUGAUCACACUCUUCGAGCUUACGUUUGCCAAAGCUCUUGAACUGCUUCCAAUUUGGCCUUAUGCAAAGUUGAUACUGAGUUGUUGGUUGGUUCUUCCUCACUUUAAUGGAGCAGCCCAUGUUUAUAGACAUUAUCUUAGACCAUUCUACAUGAAUCCACAAAUGCCACAAAUGCCACAAAUACCAGGAACAUCUCAAAUGUGGUAUGUUCCGCGGAAGAACAUAUUUAGUAAACAAGAUGAUGUUCUUACUGCUGCAGAGAGAUAUAUGCAAGAACACGGAACAGAAGCAUUUGAAAGACUCAUUACCAAGACUGACAGAGAAGCUAGAGCAAGAAGGAGCGGAAACUACAUGAUCUUUGAUGAUGAUUAUAGAUAUUAAUUGUUUUAACCAAGGGACAUUAUAUUAUGAUGUUUUUCACCUUUAGUGUCACUUUAAUAGUUAACUAUGUGCCAAAUUGUACUGUAAUCUAAUUAGUAAUAUUGCAGGCAUGGCGGGAUUGGAUUGAUCAACAGGUAUCUAUAAUCAAAUUAGUGAGUGUUUGUUUAGUAAAAUACUUCAUAUAAUAUUCUCUGUAAGUUGUACUGAUUUUUCUUUAAAUUAAUAGGGAGGUAUCAUUCUUGCUAUUGAGAAAAA
This is a messenger RNA of Lathyrus oleraceus (garden pea), 1034 nucleotides long. Its product is annotated as HVA22-like protein c. Lineage: Eukaryota; Viridiplantae; Streptophyta; Magnoliopsida; Fabales; Fabaceae. The coding region runs from base 231 to 779 and encodes 182 amino acids. The record is from RefSeq and is a predicted model, not a curated record. The transcript has 5 exons.